Molecule: messenger RNA, 2075 nt
Organism: Coregonus sp. 'balchen'
Lineage: Eukaryota; Metazoa; Chordata; Actinopteri; Salmoniformes; Salmonidae
Source: the annotation of a GenBank genome assembly
AUGCCUUUGGGAGGAGGAAAUAAGUGUGGCUGCUGCCAGAAGACUGUGUACUUUGCUGAGGAAGUGCAGUGCGAAGGGAAAUAUUUCCACAAGUCCUGCUUUCUGUGCAGUAAGUGAUCUGAUUGAGGUCAUCCCGUUCUUUCAUAAACCACCUUGACUGACUACUAAUGUACCAAUUAUUCUGAGCUGACAUUAAGAGCUCAGGAUGGAAUGUAAAGUAUUUGGCACUCAGGGGAAGCGGAGCAUCCAAAGGUUCUUGGUUCUCACUAGCACGUCCUUAUUUGGAGAGAGAGAAAUGGAUGUGUCACAGGCCUUAUAUGGGAGAAAAGGUACCAGAGAGUGAUCUGGCUCAGAUGAGUGUUUGUUAGUUUGAGUUAACUGUGCGCAUCUCUCGGCCCCAGAGUCAGUUUAACAUUUGAAGUUCUAACACUGUGGUGAUCCCAUAAUGUCAUUGCAAUGAUUCAGACUCUAAAGAGUCAAAUGUCUGAAACUACAUGGUCUGUUGCUGAUAAACAUAACACAAAAUGACCUCAGAUUGGAAGACUGUUAGUAUUGGUGUGUAGCUUCUAAACUCCUUUGCUGCUGCUGCUAUGGCACAGCAUUGACCAAUCAGUUCAAUGCUUCUAAAUCUGUCUAUUGUCUACCUCUCCCUGCCUAAAAUAUUCUGCUCUUAGUGGCAUGUAAGAAGAACCUGGACAGCACAACGGUGGCCUGCCAUGUGGAUGAGAUCUACUGCAAAUCCUGCUACGGCAAGAAGUAUGGGCCAAAAGGCUAUGGAUUUGGUGGGGGAGCAGGCACCCUGAGCAUGGACACGGGGGCACAUCUUGGAAUCAGACCUGAAGAGUAAGGAAGUCAUCUCAGAAUUGUUUGUACUCUCCAUACAAAUAGGUCUACCAGGGCUAUUUCCACAGCACUGCUGAUAUUCAUCAUUCCCUUCUAAUAAGUGACUUAUUAGGACCUGGGACACGAUUACAUUAAUUAAUCAAUCGAUUAGGGAUAAAGGAAAACCUGCAGACCUUGAGGCCUGAAUUGAAAGUUGCUCUAAAUAGUUUAAUCAUAACAAAUCUAACCACUGUAAGUUUGCACACAGUGAGCUGUGUAGUGUUAAUGUCAUGACAUAUCCGGGCAAAUGCUUCCUCAAAGUAAGACCGUCUGUUUGUUCAUCAACAGGCCUGCAGCCCACCGCCCCACCAACAACCCCAACGCCUCCAAGUUGGCCACCAAGUUUGGCAGCUCAGACGUGUGCCCACGCUGUGCCAAGGCUGUGUAUUCUGCUGAGAAGGUGCUCGGAGGUGGAAACGUAAGUCAGAGUUUUGGGCUGAUCCUGUUUAUUGGAAGGGGAGAGCUACAUUAUGGUUAAUCUCAAAACCCUGCUUCUCCUAAACAUCAUGGGGGCAGUUUCCCGGACACAGAUUAGGCCUAGUCCUGGACUAAAAAGCAUUCUCCAUUGAGCUUGCUGUCUGGUCCAGGACUAUGUUUAAUCUAUGUCCGGGAAACAACCCAUAUAUUUAACAGUACUACAUGGCCAUACUGUGUCAUUGGUUGCUGUGGAGGUGCUGUCAACUGAAAUGCAUGAUGGGGGAUAUCUAAUCUGUGUUCAAAUACUCUAAUGGGAAGGUGGAAUACCAGUUAUUGUUGACACACUGCAUCUGUGCAGCCCAGUGCUGAGACCAACCUUUCUCCUUAUCUGUCUUUUCCAGUCCUGGCACAAGAGCUGCUUCCGCUGUAGCAAAUGUGGGAAGGGGCUGGAAUCAACCACUGUGGCUGACAAAGAUGGAGAAAUCUACUGUAAAGGUGUGUAUACUCUAUUCCUGAUCUUCUACUGUGACUUGUUUUAGUGCUCUUCAUAAACAAAUGUGUAGAUAACUCAUGGAUUGCCUCAAAACAGAAUUUAAAUAAACUAGAGAAAAUGCUAAUACUGUAGUAUCUGUUAUCAAUUUAUCUCCUGUUGUGUGUAAAUACAUUAUUAUAUAAAGUAUACUACCUUUUCAUCCACAGCAUGUUAUGCCAAGAACUUUGGUCCCAAGGGCUUCGGGUUCGGCCAGGGGGCAGGAGCUCUGGCACAUGCUCAGUAG